Molecule: messenger RNA, 1850 nt
Organism: Vitis riparia (riverbank grape)
Lineage: Eukaryota; Viridiplantae; Streptophyta; Magnoliopsida; Vitales; Vitaceae
Product: geraniol 8-hydroxylase-like
Exons: 2
Coding region: 20-1642 (540 amino acids)
Molecular function (GO): monooxygenase activity; oxidoreductase activity, acting on paired donors, with incorporation or reduction of molecular oxygen; iron ion binding
Source: RefSeq, a predicted model, not a curated record
AGGAUUCAGUUUCAAUAAUAUGGUCUCUCAUCAUUUAGAGAGGGCUACUACUACAAUUUCCAGCUACUGGACAUGGUGGUGGGAGGCUACCAGCAAGAAAGACCAUGUAAAUCAAGCAGUUCUCACCGUUCUUAUUGCCAUAUUUGCAACCUUAUGGUACUUAUGGGCAUCUCUGAGGGCGAAAAAAAGAACAGCUCCAUUGCCGCCUGGCCCUCGUGGCUUGCCAAUAGUUGGAUAUCUCCCAUUUCUGGGUUCCAACCUGCAUCAUUCAUUUGCAGAAUUGGCUGAUAUCUAUGGUCCAAUCUUCAAGCUCUGGCUUGGAAACAGGCUGUGUAUAGUGUUAAGCUCACCAUCCCUUGCCAAGGAAGUGGCACGGGACCAAGACAUAAUAUUUGCUAACCGUGACCCACCAGUUGCAGCAUUAAUUUCUUCAUAUGAUAGGCUUGAUAUUGUAUGGUCUCCCUAUGGCUCCUAUUGGCGCAAUUUGCGCAAGUUAUUUGUAAGAGAGAUGCUAAGUAACAAUAUCCUUGACCGCUGCCAUGCCCACAGGAGAUACGAGGUUAGGAAGACUAUCACAAAUGUGUAUAACAAGAUUGGCACACCCAUGGACAUUGGCAAAUUGUCAUUUCAGACUGAACUCAAUGUCAUGACUCGUUCUUUGUGGGGCAACACAAUUGAAGGCCUGGAGGACAGUGUGACGGCAGUUUCCUUCCGGGAGUUGUCAAAUGAAAUGGUGAGAUGGUUGGGAAAGACAAACAUCUCUGAUUUUUUUCCGGCGCUUGCAAGGUUUGAUAUACAAGGCGUGGAAAGAGAAAUGAAGAAGGUCUUCCUCUCUGUUGAUCAGAUUUUGGAUCGCAUCAUCGAACAAAGGAUGAAACUGGACGCCGCAAAAGAAAAGAGGACCUCUAACAACAGAGAAGAGAAGGAUUUUCUGCAGCUCCUCUUGGACGUCAAGGAGCAGGAAGCCACCGAAACACCAAUCACCAGGACACAAGUCAAGGCCUUGUUAGUGGACAUCCUGGUAGGCGGGACUGACACAACAGCAACAACAAUAGAGUGGGCGAUGGCAGAGAUGAUGAGCAAUCCAGAGACAAUGAGAAAAGCCCAAGAAGAAUUAGCUGAUGUUGUAGGGAUGACCAAUAUUGUGGAAGAGUCCCUUCUGCCCAAACUAAAAUAUAUGGAUGCGGUUAUGAAGGAGACGCUGCGGUUACACCCGGCAGUCCCACUCUUAGUCCCUAAGUGUCCAAGCGAAUCUUGCACUGUAGGUGGGUACACUGUACCCAAGGGUACUAAGGUGUUCGUCAAUGUCUGGGCAAUGCAUAGGGAUCCAAAGUAUUGGGAUAAUCCCUCCGAGUUCAAGCCUGAGAGAUUCUUAACUGACUCUAGCAGAUGGGACUACAGAGGCAACAAUUUCCAAUAUCUUCCUUUCGGAUCGGGGAGAAGGGUUUGUCCCGGGAUCCCCUUAGCAGAGAGAAUGAUAAUAUACUUGUUGGCGUCCCUCUUGCAUUCAUUUGAUUGGCAAUUGAUCGCUAAGGGUGAAGACCUUGAUCUUUCAGAGCAAUUUGGAAUUGUCGUAAAGAAGAGGACACCGCUCAUUGUCAUCCCCACCAAAAGGCUACCCAACUCGGCUCUCUACGCUUAAUAUAAAUUUCUUUGAAAUUGAUAUAACAGCAGUGAUAUUUGUCUUGUCUCUGGUCAUCUACUCCUGAAACUCUCCAUGAAUAUGGUCUUCUUAUAUAAACUUGUAGUUUUGAAUAAUAUCCUUAUACUUCUGUAUCAAAGUCAGGGGAUUUAAGUUUGUGUUUGGUCCGAACAAAGAAACUUGAGAUGUGCUGCACUCAAAUGAGAUU